AUGUCUUUCGCUGUUACUUCAAAUCUCAUUCGCAGGUUGGCUUCAACGGAUUUUCUUGAAUUUGGAAAGAAAUAUGAUGUGAUGGAAGAGUUGGAAGAGCUUAAGAACACUAUUGAAUCCCUCAAUGAUAAGCUCCUUGAUGCCGAAGGCAAGCAAGAUCAUGACGGUGGUGUGCGAGUUUGGAUCAGAAGGUUCAAAAAAGUACUUCAUUAUGCAGAUGACUUCUUAGAUAACCUUGCUAUCCAAUAUAAGAGAGACAAAUUCGGUGCAGCAGAAGGAAAAGAAGUAAACAAGGUACUUCUUUCCAUUUCAUCUUCAAAUCAUAUUCCUUUAUACAAUGAAAUGCCCUACGAAAUUAAAAAAAUAAGAGAAAGUUUUAAUGGUGUAGUAAAAGAAAUGAAGGGUUUGAAUUUAAGCCCACGAUCUGUGGUGGAUACGCAAACUAACAGUGAAUGGAGGGAAACAUGUUCUUAUGUAUUAGAAUCAGACAUCAUUGGAAGAGAUGAUAGUAAAAAGGAGAUCAUUAGUCUGUUGAGACAACCUUAUGAAAGCCAGAAAGUUUCUGUGAUUGCUAUUGUUGGCAUUGGUGGUUUAGGUAAGACAGCUCUUGCACAAUUGGUGUAUAAUGAUUUGGAAGUGCAGAAUUCUUUCGAAAAGCAAAUGUGGGUGUGCGUCGCUGAUAAUUUUGAUGUGAAAACUAUUCUGAAGAAAAUAUUAGACUCAAUUACUGAUGGCCAAAGACAAGACCAAUCAUUAGAGAAGAUGCAAAAACGGCUUCGUAAAAAUUUAAGUGGUAAAAAAUACUUGUUGGUCCUGGAUGACAUUUGGAAUGAGAAUCAUAAAAGAUGGGCUGAAUUGAGAAAGUACUUGAUGGGUGGCGCUCAAGAUAGUAAGAUUUUAGUGACAACUCGAAGUGAAAAUGUAGCAAAGGCAACUGCUGCUAGCACUUCCUAUCCUUUGAAAGGUUUGACCAAUGAAGAAUCUUGGAGUUUGUUGAAGAAAAUUGCAUUUGAGGAUGAUUUCAAAGGAGUGAAUCAAGAUCUAGAAUCAUCUGGGAAAGAAAUAGCCAAAAAAUGUAAAGGGGUUCCAUUUGCAGUUAAAACGCUGGGAGGCUUGUUACGAGGACAAAAUGACAAAAGUGAAUGGGAGAAUGUUCUACGCGGUGACCUGUGGAAUUUAUGUGAAGAGCAGGAUAGUAUCAUGCCAAUUCUAAAACUCAGCUACCGAAAAUUGUCGCCAGAAAUGAGACAAUGUUUUGCAUAUUGCUCUUUACAUCCUAAGGAUUCAAGAAUUUCAAAGAACGAGUUGAUUCAGUUGUGGAUGGCACAGGGUUACCUUAGAUGUUCAAUUGAAAAACAGCACAUGGACAUGGAAGAUAUUGGUAACCAAUUUGUAAAGAUUUUUUUGAUGAACUCAUUUUUCCAAGAUGCAAAAAGUGAUAAAUAUGGUGAGAUCAUUAGUUUCAAAAUGCAUGAUUUAAUGCAUGAUCUUGCAAUGCUAGUUGCUGGCAAUGAUUAUUGUUACUUGGAUAGCAAGGCAGAAAAAGUUGAAGGUAGUCCCAUGCACGUAUCUUUGGAAUCUAAUGCCAUUCAUUUAUUGAAAUCAUUAGAUCCGAGCAGGCUGCGCACUUUGAUUCUGUGGUCAUACAACGAGGAGGAAUUGUCUGUUGAAAAUUUCAAAUACUUACGCGUAUUGAGGAUGACAUCUUCUUCUUUUUGCAAAAUGUUUGAUUCAAUUGGAAAAUUGAAGCAUUUAAGGUACCUUAACAUUGUUGAUUCUUAUUUCUCCUUGAGUGGGAUGCCAGUUGGGUUGGGAAAAUUGUGCUCGUUGCAAUUCUUAUCAAUCUUUGUUGUGGAAGAUAGCCAAGAAACAAAAUAUGGCACAUUAAAUGAAUUGAAAGACUUAAACCACCUAAGGGGAGAAUUACACAUUAAGCAUCUCAAUUGUGUUAGAGACAUGACUUUGGCAUCACAGGAUGUAAAUUUAAAAGAUAAAAAAAUCCUUCGAUCCUUGACUCUGGAUUGGAAAGUUCCAGAUUGUAACAGUGACAGUUUACAAUUAUUAGAAAACCUUCAGCCCCACAAUAAUCUUAAGCGAUUGAAGGUGAAGUGGUAUCCAGGCGUGCUUUUCCCAAAUUGGCUUUCUCUGCUCACAAAUGUUGUUGACAUCUAUCUCUAUGGCCUUUAUAAUUGUCGCUGUCUCCCACCGUUGGAAUGUCUCCCCUCCCUAAAGUCACUUCAGAUAAUUAAUCUUGAUGAAUUGGAAUACAUAUAUCGUUAUGAAGAUGGUUUUGCAGUAACCUUCUUCCCCUCUUUGGAGAGACUGGAAUUAGAGGAUUGUCCUAAGCUUAUGGGAUGGCGGAGGCGGGGAGAUGAUAUCAAUGAUUCUAAGAAUUCACGUAAUCUCUCCCUACCUCUUUCAUUUCCUCAUCUUUCUCAACUAUAUGUCUCUUCCUGCUCACGGUUGAUUUGCAUGCCUUCUUUUCCAUACGUUAAGAAUUUGUAUUUGCGACGGUGCGGUGUGGAGCCAUUAAUAGGAACACUAAACACAACAGCGUCAACAUGUUCAGCUUACUCAUCUUCCUCCGCUGCUCCUCUUUCCAUGCUUAAACAAUUGACGAUUUCUGAUCCUAUCAAUUUACCAAAGGGUUGGAUGCAAAAUCUGACUUCUCUUCGAAUUGAAGAAUGUGAAAGUGAAACACUUGAGGAAUUUGAAACUCAGUUUAAGGACGACACCGUCUGCCUUUCUUCUCUGCAAAAAAUCAGCAUAUAUGAUUGUGAAAACCUAAAGGCUUUGCCAGAUUGGAUUUGCAACCUCUCAUCACUUCAGCGGAUCAAAAUCUCACGCUGCCCAAAAUUGGCAUCGCUGCCCGAAGGAAUGAGUCGUCUUACCAACUUAAAGAUCUUUGAGGUUGUGAGGUGUUCCCUCUUACUUAAAGAAUGUCAAACAGAGAGAAGUGCUGUUAGUCGCCAAAUUGCACACAUCCCACAAAUUAUCCUUCAUGAUUAA
Abrus precatorius (Indian licorice) is the source of this 3009-nucleotide messenger RNA. Its product is annotated as putative disease resistance protein RGA1. Gene Ontology annotation, biological process: defense response to other organism. The record is from RefSeq and is a predicted model, not a curated record. Gene Ontology annotation, molecular function: ADP binding. Lineage: Eukaryota; Viridiplantae; Streptophyta; Magnoliopsida; Fabales; Fabaceae. The transcript is spliced from 2 exons. The coding region runs from base 1 to 3009 and encodes 1002 amino acids.